AUGUCCUUUCACUUGAAACGCAAUUUGACAAUUUUUGUACUGCUCUUUAUUGUGGUACAGUUUGUGAAGUGCCAGGACGACACGCCUCCAGAAUCUGAAGAAGAGGAAGAUGAUUCUUCAUCCGAGGAAACUGUGGAAGAUUCAAAUGAAUCGGGUAAUCGGCGACGACGUCGUCGUUCUAUGGAAGUUAUGGGUCAACCGGUACCGAAAAGUCAAGAAGUCGACACGAAACCAGCUCGUGCCAUACCUGGACUACCAGAUCCCGCAAUGAUUUUAAAAAUUGCUGAAAUUCUGACCACAGUUGGACAAGAAAUUCUACCCGUUUUGGUACAAGGUAAUACAGCCGUUGAUUCUCUGGUUGAUAAUCACGUUGAGAAUGAAAUGAAAAUUGUUAAAAAUAUUAAAAAUCAAAUCGAUGCGAUUGCAAAGAAUUUGAAUAGAAAAUAA
Messenger RNA from Musca vetustissima, 447 nucleotides. RefSeq names its product antennal-specific protein OS-C-like. The transcript is spliced from 2 exons. Lineage: Eukaryota; Metazoa; Arthropoda; Insecta; Diptera; Muscidae. The record is from RefSeq and is a predicted model, not a curated record. Bases 1 to 447 code for a protein of 148 amino acids.